This is a messenger RNA of Lolium rigidum, 1587 nucleotides long. RefSeq lists its product as uncharacterized. The coding region runs from base 1 to 1377 and encodes 458 amino acids. The transcript is spliced from 3 exons. The record is from RefSeq and is a predicted model, not a curated record. Lineage: Eukaryota; Viridiplantae; Streptophyta; Magnoliopsida; Poales; Poaceae.
AUGGAUCCCGGGAAGGAGCAGGCCGGCACGGCCGAGCCCGCCGCGGCGGCGUGGAGCGCUCGCCCGGUCGGCGGCACGGAGUACAGCUGGUGCCGCGCCGUGCCAGGCGGCACGGGCACCACGCUCCUCGCGCUGCGCCUCUCGCCCCGCGCCGGCGCCGCCACCGCGGCCGAGGCGGCGGUCCGCUCCCUCCAGACCGCGCACCCCGUCCUCCGCGCCCACCUCCGCGCGGCCUCCACUUCCAGCCCUACCCUCGCCUUCCCCCCAUCCUCCGCGCCGCAGCUCGCGCUCACGCCCCAGCCCUCCGCCCUCGACUUCGAUCCCCUCCUCGAGCGCGAGCUCAACCGCAACCCGUGGGCGGCGGCCGAGCCCGACGGCGCCCCGGUGCUCUUCGCCGCGCUCUACGACCUGCCCGCGGGCGGCGCGGCGCUGUUCGUCCGGAUCCACACGGCCGCGUGCGACCGCGCGGCGUCGGCGGCGCUGCUGCGGGAGCUCCUCGCGCAUCUGGGCGGGGCGUGUGCCGGAGACCCGGAGGCGGCGGCGGUCGAGGCGGGGCUGGAGGACAGGAUACCCAAGAAGGACGCGUGGAAGCCGUUCUGGGCGCGUGGCGUCGACAUGGUGGGCUACUCCAUCAACGGCCUCCGCACCUCCACGCUACCGUUCGUCGAGACCGGCACGGCGAGGUCCACGCAGAUGGUGCGCCUCGCGUUCGGCCGCGACGACACGGCGCGGCUGCUCGAUGCGUGCAAGGAGAACGGGGUGAAGCUUUGCUCGGCCAUGGCUGCCGCGACGCUGCUCGCUGCGCGGCAAUCCAAGAAGCUGGACAGCGGCCAGCAGGAGACCUACUCCACUGCGACCCUCAUCAAUUGCCGCCAGUUUCUUGAACCACCUUUGGAUGAUCACAACGUUGGGUUCUUCUACUCUGCUAUCACCAACACCCACAAGAUACACGGCGAGGAAAGCCUGUGGGAGCUAGCCAAGAGGUGCCAUGAUUCCUACACCCACGCCAAGAACAGCAACAAGCACCUCACCGACACUGCUGACCUCAACUUCCUCAUGUGCCGCGCCAUCGAGAACCCGCAGCUGACAACGGCCUCCGCGCUCCGCACGGCGCUCGUCUCCGUGUUCGAGGAGCCAGUGACCUACGACCUCUCUUAUCUACAGAGCAAGGCUGGCGUUGACGACUAUGCCUGCAUCGCCACCGUGCACGGCAUCGGCCCGUCGGUCGGGGUGUUCGACUCCAUCAGGGAUGGCCGGUUGGACUGCGCGUGCAUGUACCCUUCUCCCCUGCAUUCCAGGAAGCAGAUGCAGGACCUGUUUGACACGGUGAAGCGGAUUUUACAACAAGGGAGCAGCGCAGGCGGAGAUAAGUUUUGAAAAUGAAGUUGUACUGCGAGCGCCGUUGAUGCCCCGACAUUCAGGUGCAACUAGUGAUGUACUAGUACUGUACAUGCUUGCGGCAUGUGCAUGUACCCUUCUCCUCUUCAUUCCAGGAAGCAGAUGCAAGAAUUGUUUGACGAGGUGAAGCCGAUUUUACACGAAGGGAUCAAUGGAGGUGAUCUAUGAAUAUUGCUAGAUGUUGCACAA